ACAUGAUAUACACUUCCGGUUUUCUGUCAGGGCAAAAACAUAUAAAUGGCAUUCCCGAAUGACGAUGAAAAUUACCCAGCAGUUGGUAGUUUUCCGAGGGAAUUUGGUUACUCGUCUGGAGGCGAAUAUGACGUAAAUGGCGCUGGAACUUUAGUUAGCGAGGAAAAACCUCGAAUAUUGUUAAUGGGAUUACAAGGGAGUGGGAAAUCUUCAAUACAAAAAGUAGUUUUUCAUAAGAUGUCACCGAAUGAAACAUUGUUUCUAGAGAAUACAACAAAAAUCGUAAAAGAUGAUGUUUCGAAUAGUUCUUUUGUGCAAUUUCAAAUAUGGGAUUUCCCUGGCCAAAUUGAUUUUCUAGAUCCGAGUUUUGAUUCAGAAACAAUAUUUGGUGGUUGUGGCGCUUUAAUAUUCGUUAUCGAUGCUCAAGAUGAAUAUUCUGUUGCACUAGACAAACUACUUGUAACUCUAUCAAAAGCAUAUGCGGUUAAUUCAAAUAUUCGAUUUGAAGUGUUCAUUCAUAAAGUUGACGGUUUGUCAGAAGAUAAUAAAAUAGAAACCCAAGGGGAAAUUCAUCAAAAGACCAAUCAAGAUUUGAUGCAUAGCAAACUUGAUAACAUAAAUGUAUGUUUCUACUUGACAAGUAUAUACGACCAUUCAAUUUUUGAAGCUUUUAGUAAAGUAGUUCAAAAGCUUAUACCCCAAUUACCAACACUGGAGAACUUGUUAAAUAUCUUUAUAUCUAAUUCUGGAAUUGAUAAAGCUUUCUUAUUUGAUGUAGUAUCAAAGAUAUAUAUAGCUACGGACAGCAGCGCUGUCGAUAUGCAAUCUUACGAACUAUGCUGCGAUAUGAUUGAUGUUGUAAUUGAUGUAUCCUGCAUUUAUGGCUGUAAAGACGAAACAGAAAAUGGAGCCUUUGAUGAACAGUCGUCUUCAAUUAUAAAACUCAACAAUAACACUGUGUUAUACUUACGUGAAGUUAACAAAUUUUUAGCUUUAGUUUGUAUUAUGAGAGAAGAUAGUUUUGAAAAACAAGGUAUUAUCGAUUACAAUUUUCACGUGUUUAGACAAGCCAUACAAGAAGUAUUUAACAUUCAUCGGAAAACUCUUGAAUCGAGCGAAGAAGAAAAAUCACCUGGGGGAAUAAAUAUGAGAAGUUCUUUAACAAAUGACGCUAUUAGAAAAAGUUCAAAUAUUGUUUAA
Messenger RNA from Dimorphilus gyrociliatus, 1200 nucleotides. Lineage: Eukaryota; Metazoa; Annelida; Polychaeta; Dinophilidae. The record is from the annotation of a GenBank genome assembly.